Messenger RNA from Odobenus rosmarus divergens (Pacific walrus), 1187 nucleotides. It is a transcript of the gene SLC39A11, whose product is annotated as solute carrier family 39 (metal ion transporter), member 11. Gene Ontology annotation, cellular component: membrane. The coding region runs from base 1 to 1026 and encodes 341 amino acids. The transcript is spliced from 9 exons. Lineage: Eukaryota; Metazoa; Chordata; Mammalia; Carnivora; Odobenidae. The record is from RefSeq and is a predicted model, not a curated record. Gene Ontology annotation, biological process: zinc ion transmembrane transport. Gene Ontology annotation, molecular function: zinc ion transmembrane transporter activity.
AUGCUCCAAGGCCACAGCUCUGUGUUCCAGGCGCUGCUGGGGACUUUCUUCACAUGGGGGCUCACGGCAGCUGGGGCAGCUCUCGUGUUCGUAUUUUCUAGUGGACAGAGGCGGAUCUUGGAUGGAAGUCUUGGCUUUGCUGCAGGGGUCAUGUUAGCAGCUUCCUAUUGGUCUCUCCUGGCCCCAGCUGUUGAGAUGGCCACGUCCUCCGGGGGCUUUGGUGCCUUUGCCUUCUUCCCCGUGGCCAUUGGCUUCACCCUCGGAGCUGCUUUUGUCUACCUGGCUGACCUCCUGAUGCCUCACCUGGGUGCCGCAGAAGACCCCCCGACGGCCCUGGCACUGAACUUCGCCCCUGCGUCGAUGAAGAAGUCUGACACUGAGGGUCCCAGGCUGCUCUUCCCAGAGAGUGAACUUUCCAUCCGGAUAGGUAGAGCUGGGCUUAUUUCAGACAAAAGCGAGAACGGCGAGGCCUAUCAGAGGAAGAAGGCGGUGGCCACCGGGCUUGCCGAGGGCCCUGCCGCCCCGGUGCCUCCUCGAGGGAACCCGGCGCAGCCUGGAAGCAGCAGCUGGAGGAGGAUCACCCUGCUCAUCUUGGCCAUCACCAUCCACAACAUUCCAGAGGGUCUUGCUGUCGGUGUUGGAUUUGGGGCUGUAGAAAAGACAGCAUCAGCCACCUUCGAGAGUGCCAGGAAUUUAGCCAUUGGAAUCGGGAUCCAGAAUUUCCCAGAGGGCCUGGCUGUCAGCCUCCCCUUGCGAGGGGCUGGCUUCUCCCCCUGGAGAGCCUUCUGGUACGGGCAGCUGAGCGGCAUGGUGGAGCCACUGGCCGGGGUCUUGGGCGCCUUUGCCGUGGUGCUGGCUGAGCCCCUCCUGCCCUACGCCCUAGCCUUUGCUGCUGGCGCCAUGGUCUAUGUGGUCAUGGACGACAUCAUCCCGGAGGCUCAGAUCAGUGGUAACGGGAAACUGGCCUCCUGGGCCUCCAUCCUGGGAUUCGUGGUGAUGAUGUCCCUUGAUGUUGGCCUGGGCUAGUGCUGAGAUGCUUCGGACCCCAGGAAAAAUGGCACCAGGAAACUGCAAUGGUUGGCUUCAAUGGGACCACAAGCCUCUUCCUUUACAUUAAAACACUUUUCCUUUCUCUCCUUUUCAUCUCAUUAUCCUGAUUGACUCUGAUUAUAGUAAGACAGUUUCUA